Ctenopharyngodon idella (grass carp) is the source of this 2896-nucleotide messenger RNA. It is a transcript of the gene ablim1b, whose product is annotated as actin binding LIM protein 1b. Gene Ontology annotation, biological process: cilium assembly; lamellipodium assembly. Gene Ontology annotation, molecular function: actin filament binding. The coding region runs from base 335 to 2548 and encodes 737 amino acids. The record is from RefSeq and is a predicted model, not a curated record. The transcript has 26 exons. Lineage: Eukaryota; Metazoa; Chordata; Actinopteri; Cypriniformes; Xenocyprididae. Gene Ontology annotation, cellular component: stress fiber; actin cytoskeleton.
AAGAGCCAGGGCAGAGUCCACAAACACACACACACACACGGUAUGCGUGUGUAUGAAGAGGGGGGGUGCUUGAGAAACGAAGACCAAGCCAGCAGUUGCUGAGCGGCUGCUUAGUUUGAGAGUGCAAGCUCUUUUCUGUCCGUUCCACUGCUGUCAUCUUGCCGUUGCCUUGCUCUCUCUCUUUCUCUCUCUCGCUCUUUCUUCCGUCGUCUCCUCACGUUUGGAUUCAGUGGGGGAAUAAAGCAGGAGAAGCCGAGGAAGAAGGCAGGCAGGAAGAAGCAGCUCUCUUUCUCUGAUCCUCCUCAUCAGAGCCCCAGCAGACACUGAGGAGCCAAUGGUCAUGGUGAAGGAGAAAGUGGCCCAUCCUCAGGAACCACACCAUCCACCAGGAAAACUGGUUAUACAGUGCUAUAAGUGUGGGGAGCCAUGCAAGGGAGAGGUUCUCCGGGUGCAAUCCAAGCACUUCCAUAUAAAAUGUUUCACAUGCAAAGUGUGCGGUUGUGACCUGGCCCAAGGUGGAUUCUUCAUGAAGAACGGGGAGUAUCUAUGCACACUGGACUACCAGAGGCUUCAUGGCACUCGCUGUAAUGGCUGUGGAGACUUUGUUGAAGGAGAGGUGGUCACUGCUCUCGGGAAGACCUACCACCCCACAUGUUUUGUCUGCACUGUUUGCAAACGGCCGUUUCCCGCUGGUGAUCGAGUCACGUUUAAUGGAAAAGACUGUCUCUGCCAGCGAUGUGUUCAGCCAACUUCCCCAACUCCCAAAGACAUCAGCGCCUCUAGUAACUGUGCAGGAUGUGGCAGGGAUAUAAAGAACGGCCAGGCUCUUCUGGCCUUGGACAGCCAGUGGCACCUCGGCUGCUUCAAGUGCAAGGCCUGUGGGAAAGUGCUGAGCGGGGAGUACAUCAGCAAGGAUGGUUCUCCGUACUGCGAGAAAGACUACCAGAUCCAUUUUGGCGUGCAGUGUGAGGCCUGCCGUCAGUUUAUCACAGGGAAAGUUUUGGAGGCAGGAGAUAAGCACUACCAUCCAAGCUGUGCACGAUGCAGCAGGUGCAAUCAAAUGUUCACGGAGGGAGAGGAGAUGUACCUACAGGGUUCUACAGUAUGGCAUCCAGACUGUAAGAACAACAGUAGAGUGGAAGAGAAGUACAGAGCAGCUUGGCAACAUCCUAAAGGAAAACCCAGUCCGUUUGAUAUCUUUUAUCCCCAGUCUCAGAUUCAGAGCCGGGGCCCAGGUGGCUCUCGAAUGGGCCAGCGUCCCCUGGGCAUUCGUGAGCCCCUCCCACCCUCAGUAACCUCUCUGCACCAAUCAGAAAGGCAGCCCACAAGGUCAUCGUCUGAGAGUAUCUGUUCGAGACCUGGCUCUAGCAUACCUGGAUCUCCAGGUCACACCAUCUAUGCAAAAGUAGACAAUGAGAUUAUUGAUUACAAGGACCUAGCAGCCAUUCCCAGAGUCAAGGCCAUUUAUGACAUAGAGCGCCCAGACAUGAUAUCCUAUGAGUCUCUCCAUUCCACCUCCUCCACCCUGGAAAGACAAGGAAGGCACAGCCCUGGAGAGCCUGUCAGAGCCUCAGGUGGCAGCCCUCCCAGAGGUAGAGCCACAACCCUGCCACAAGACCCCUCCUCACUGUCAGCAGAAACAUCUCCAAGGACACUGUCUCCCACCCCGUCUGCUGAGGGUUGCUAUGACAUGAGGGAGCGCAUUAUUCAGAGAUCCACCAGUCAGGGCUCCAUCGGCUCUCCGGUCUAUCACCGCCAUAACUACAUACCCCCUCUAUCCAAGUCGCCCCAGCACUUCCACAGACCAGGAAUGCUGAAGCUCUGCUCCUCUUUGCGCAACAGCGACACGCGCCCUACCUCCCCCUUCAGACAUCACUUCCUCCCCCAUAACAAAGAUUCUUUCUGCAUAGGCACUGAGCCAUCCAGUGGCCGGAGUUCUCCCCUUUCCUCUCGGCCGGCCACCCCGACCCUCUCUCUGACCCCUAAACAUUUCCACAUCCCAGACCAAGGCAUUAACAUGUAUAGAAAACCACCAAUCUACAAACAGCAUGAUUCAGCUGCCCUGGCAGCCCAAAGCAAGUCCGCUGAUGACAUCAUCAAAUCAUCCAAGUUCCCUGCUGCCCACGCCCCUCGGCCAGACGAAACCGCAAAGAUCGAGACCGACUACUGGCCGUGUCCGCCAUCCCUCGCUGCUUUAGGCUCAGAUGGGAGGAGUCGGUCACGGGACGAAGAAGAGGAAGAGCAACUAAAGCGCAGACAACUUCAGGAAGAACAUCUCAGCAAGAUCCAGUCUGGACUUGGGAAGCUCAUUCUGAAGGAGGAGAUGGAAAAGGAGAUGAACAGAGAGAGAUAUGUACGAAGUGUGGCCGCCCAGCGCUUUGACUCCCAAUACGCUAACUGUACCACAGACUCCCAAACAGUUAAAACAUCAUCUCUGCCUGGAUAUGGACGAAAUGGCCUCCAUCGGCCCCAGUCUACAGAACUCUCUCAGUAUAACAGUUAUGGGGACGUGUGUGGAGGACAAAGAGAUUUCAAGGUAUGUGACUGACAUGCAGUGUUUACUGAGCAUGUGCAUCAGCAGUCAUACACAUAUGGAAGUCAAAUCAUGCUACAUGUAACCGGAAUGGCACUCAUGCCCUCAUUGCUAUGCUUGUGUCUGAGUUUGAGCCAUGGCCAUGGGAAAAGACAAGAGCACAGUCAAGGGUUUGAUACGUUAAAAGUCCAACCACCCCACCCACCCUUAAGAACACGUCACAUGGAUAGUUGAGUUUCCACCUCCCACAAGAGAACUUGAUACAGAGCAAUAGCUGUUAGGAAUCAGAUCUAGACUAUUUCCCAAGGUUCUGAAUUUUUGAAAACAGUUUCUGCUUUCUUUUCUUAUCAUUGGCAUCACGUG